Messenger RNA from Solenopsis invicta (red fire ant), 2846 nucleotides. RefSeq names its product b(0,+)-type amino acid transporter 1. Lineage: Eukaryota; Metazoa; Arthropoda; Insecta; Hymenoptera; Formicidae. Gene Ontology annotation, cellular component: membrane. The coding region runs from base 769 to 2502 and encodes 577 amino acids. The transcript is spliced from 5 exons. The record is from RefSeq and is a predicted model, not a curated record. Gene Ontology annotation, biological process: amino acid transmembrane transport. Gene Ontology annotation, molecular function: L-amino acid transmembrane transporter activity.
CUAAAUCCAAACGCACAAGGCGAGUUCGACGAAGCGGCGUUGAAAUUAAACGGCGGCGUGCAGACGUCCUGCGUAUUCCCACACGCAGGAGCCGCGUGAUGAGCGCGGGAUAACCAAUGGAUGAUUCGCACCAUUCCGGAGUAAGGAUUCACGGUGGCGUCGCUCCGUCGUCGGUAUCGAGCGAAUUCUCCGACGCGCGCACCGCGCCGCGCCGGUUCUCCUCGCUUCGCCCUCACGUCUCUCUACCCUCGCGUCUCUCAACUCCCUCACCAGCGGUGGCUUCGGUUGAGACCUCGCCACCGACGAACGCCCAGUAAAGCGCGAAAGCUUGGUGAGGGAGCAUCGUGGAGCAUCGCUUUGACAGAGGCAUCGACAAUUAAUUAAAAAAGAGAGAGAGAGAGAGAAAGAGGAGACACAUCGCGAAUAAGUAAAUUCAGCGGACAGAGUGUACGACGUCGUCGCCACUCGGUCGAACGAGAAACGAGAGGAGAGCCGACGAGAGAUCGAGAAUAGCACGCAACAGAGGGAAAGGAGCGAGCGCGCUGAUAGGGUGGUAAGAGGAGACAGCAGCGGCCGGUCCCGGAAGUGGAGGACAGUGGUCGGACGGGGAGAGGAAGAGGUUGCGAGUAGACGAAGACGUGGACGAAAGACGCGAGGACAGCAGCUGCGAGAAGGCGCGAACGGCGGUGGUUACAUUGAAAAGUAGCGGCGUGGUGUCAUGAGAGGCGGUCUCACGGUCCGCCCUUCUUAUCGGUCCCUCCAAGAGUCAUGCAUGUCGCGCCCCUCAAACGAGCUACCGUGGGACAUGAUCCGCAGACGAGCAACGGCGGUCAGCCACAACUGCAGCAACAGCAACUACAAUCGGGGGGUUGGUUGGGAGGUGGCACCGGUGACACUAGCGGAGGAUUGGUCUGCCGAUCUGGCAAAUUGGUCAACGGCAGCAGCAACGGCAGAUCGUCGUUACACCAUCCUCAACAGCAACAGCGUCAACAGCAACAGCAGCAGCAACAAAAAGAAGGCCAAUCUGGGGGUGUGGGGGAUGACGAAGACGGGGGUGGAGGGAGCGGAGGGCUGGAGGGGACGGAUGCAGAGGCGAACGACGCUGUUCACCUCAAGAGACGGGUGGGACUCGUCAGUGGGGUGGCUCUAAUCGUCGGCACGAUGAUCGGCUCCGGGAUCUUCGUGUCACCGUCGGGUCUGCUGUUGCGUACCGGCAGCGUCGGCAUCAGUUUCGUCGUGUGGACCGCGUGCGGUCUGCUGAGUCUCUGCGGUGCCCUCGCCUACGCCGAGCUGGGCACCAUGAAUACGAGCAGCGGUGCCGAGUACGCGUACUUCAUGGACGCGUUCGGCGCUCCGCCUGCCUUCCUUUUCUCCUGGGUGUCCACCCUGGUGCUCAAGCCGUCGCAGAUGGCGAUCAUCUGCCUGUCGUUCGCCCAGUACACCGUUGAGGCGUUCACCGUCGACUGCGAGCCGCCCGAUCAGGUGGUCAAGAUCGUUGCUCUGCUGGCGAUCGUUCUGAUACUUUUGAUCAACUGUUACAGCGUCAAUCUGGCUACCGGCGUGCAGAACGCUUUCACUGCCGCCAAACUGAUGGCCAUACUCGUGGUAAUAAUCGGCGGCUCGUACAAAUUGAUACAAGGUAACACGCAGCAUUUGCAAACGGCGUUCGAUACCAUCGACGGCAGCACCAUCAACAUCGGUCGCCUCGCCACCGCUUUCUACACCGGCCUCUGGGCAUACGAUGGCUGGAACAAUCUCAAUUACGUGACCGAAGAGAUCAAAAACCCUUCCAAGAAUCUACCCAGGUCCAUUAUGAUCGGUAUACCGCUCGUCACGCUCUGCUACGCGCUCAUCAACAUAUCCUACCUGGCGGUCAUGUCACCGUCAGAAAUGAUCGAGAGCGAGGCAGUGGCAGUGACGUUCGGUAAUCGGAUUCUGGGCGUGAUGGCAUGGUUCAUGCCACUCUCUGUAGCGAUCAGUACUUUCGGGUCCGCUAACGGCACCCUAUUCGCCGCGGGCAGGCUCUGCUUCGCUGCGUCGCGAGAGGGUCAUCUGCUCGACUGCUUAAGCUACGUGCACGUGCGACGCUUUACUCCUGCCCCAGGCCUCAUCUUCCAUUCCCUCGUAGCAGGCGCGAUGGUUCUCUCCGGUAACAUCGACUCUCUGAUCGACUUCUUCUCAUUCACCGCAUGGAUAUUCUACGGCGGCUCGAUGGUCGCCUUGCUGGUGAUGCGGAGGACCAGACCCAACCAUCCGCGACCGUACAAAUGCCCGCUAGUGAUACCUGUGCUUGUGCUCGUCAUCUCCGCAUAUCUCAUAGUGGCGCCGAUUAUUGACAAGCCCCAGAUCGAGUACCUGUACGCGGCUGGCUUUAUUGGUGCGGGCAUGCUCGUCUACCUCCCGUUCGUAAAGUUUGGAUAUGUGCCCAAAUUCAUGGAAGGUGUCAAUGCCUUCCUGCAGAUGUUACUAGAGGUGGCUCCAACGGCGGUUGCCUUCGACUGAUUUCAUUUCGAGAGAUCAACUUACAGUUCUCCAAAAUGCCGAAUCAUUCCAUUAUGGCAUUGUGUGAACUGUAUGCAUAUUUGAAUACACCCUAUUUUAAAUACAUGCAGACAAGAGCGUUAUAUUCUAUAUGUACUACAAAGCUCAAGGCUGGCCCAAAAAUUAAUCCAUAUAAAAAAAGGCAUAUAUAUUAUAUAAAAAUAUAUUAUUUUAUUACUUGUUAUUCUUCAUACAUAGUAUACAAUAUGCAGAAGAGAUAUUAUUGUUAGACAAUAGAUAGUUGAUGUUGUAAUGAGAAAGCGAUGAAUCAACAAAAAAAUAUUUUAAAUGUUUGCAGUUACAAA